GAGCUCAAAGGGGGAGAGAAAUGAGACGAGAACGAUGCAUUCUUUUUUCGCUCCUUGCUCUAACGGCUCUCGUCGCGAGCUUGGUGACGGUGGAGGCUGCUGAGACGUUGCCCGAGACGAAGCUGACAUGGCACUACUACAAGCUUAAUACUACUUGUAGGUAUGCAGAGGCGUAUGUUAGGAGCCAAGUGGAGUUUUACUGGAACAAGCUCAAGGAUGGGAGCAUUGCCCCUAAGCUCCUAAGGUUGCUCUACUCGGAUUGCUUUGUAAAUGGUUGUGACGCGUCGAUCCUCCUGGAUGGACCAAACUCAGAGAAAACUGCCUCACAGAAUCGGGGGCUUGGAGGGUUUGCCCUAAUUGACAAGAUCAAGACUGUUCUUGAAAGCCGGAAAGAGUGCAAAGGAGUUGUCUCCUGUGCUGACAUCCUCAACCUCGCUACCAGGGAUGCUGUUCAUUUGGCAGGGGCACCAUCUUAUCCUGUUCUUACUGGAAGAAAGGACGGUUUCGAAUCAAAUGCUGCAUCAGUUGACCUCCCAUCACCAUCCAUCUCGUGGGAAUCGGCUCUGGCAUACUUCAAAUCGAAAGGCUUAGAUGUGUUAGACUUGGGAACACUCCUAGGAGCUCACACAUUGGGCAGGACACACUGUAGCUACAUUGAGGACCGGCUUUACAAUUUCAAUGGUACCAAUAAGCCAGACCCAAGCAUGGACACAUCAUUCCUAGCCGAAAUGAAAAAGAAAUGUCCCCAAAGAGUGAAGAAGGGGCAACCUGACCCACUUGUGUUUUUAAACCCAGAAUCUGGGUCCAGUCACAAUUUCACCAAUUCCUACUACUCUAGAAUUCUAUCCCACAAAGCUGUCCUUGGAGUUGAUCAGCAGCUACUUUUUGGCAAUGACACCGAGCAAAUUACUGAAGAAUUUGCUGCUGGUUUUGAAGAUUUCCGGAGGUCAUUUGCUCUGUCAAUGAGUCGGAUGGGAAAUCUACAAGUUUUGACUGGAAGCCAGGGAGAGAUACGUGAGAAUUGCCGAGUCAGAAACAACUAGAAUCUAAAUGGGAAGCUGAAGGGAUUCGGUAUGUUGCUGAUGAGGGCAUGUUUGAGAUUGCAAAGCUAAAGGGCAGCAUGGUCAGUGGAUGGAAUUGCUUUACGUUUGGGAGUGAGGAAUAACCUAACAAUAAGUACAAGAAAAAUAUGUUUUCCUAUUCAUGAAUAAGAUUAUAUAACAAGUCCUUAUAUUAAGACAUUA
This is a messenger RNA of Vitis riparia (riverbank grape), 1244 nucleotides long. RefSeq names its product probable peroxidase 61. Gene Ontology annotation, cellular component: plant-type cell wall; plasmodesma. Gene Ontology annotation, molecular function: heme binding; peroxidase activity. Gene Ontology annotation, biological process: response to oxidative stress; hydrogen peroxide catabolic process. The record is from RefSeq and is a predicted model, not a curated record. NCBI's taxonomy places the organism in Eukaryota, Viridiplantae, Streptophyta, Magnoliopsida, Vitales, Vitaceae. Bases 21 to 1043 code for a protein of 340 amino acids. The transcript has 4 exons.